Molecule: messenger RNA, 5122 nt
Organism: Effrenium voratum
Lineage: Eukaryota; Dinophyceae; Suessiales; Symbiodiniaceae
Source: the annotation of a GenBank genome assembly
AGCGUGAAACUGCCCAGGGCGCCAAGAGCGCCGGGGCAGCUUUCGGCUGGCCGGCCUCUGGCCGGUUUGGCCGGCCGGAGCCAUGGAGGUGCUGCUGUUCGCGGACCAUGUCGAGGCACGGCAGAUGGGGGAGCACAUGCGCGAGCUGCGCUUCCCAGAGCCCUUCGCCAUGCAUAGCAUCAAGGUGAUCCGGCGAGGUGAGAAGGUGGGCUCCAACUUCGAGGGCCGCACCUACCCGGACAUUCGGAUGAUCGGGCUGGAGGUCUAUGUGGCGGACGUGAUGGCGCCCGGCUCCACGAUGCUGCCGUUGAAGGCCAGCUCCGUAGGGACCUACCAGGCGCCCCACAACUUGGUGUCCAACAGCGUGGUGCUGCGGGGGAAGUUUAUCAAGCUCUCUGUGGCCAUCUACGGCCAGGCCUUGGAAUCCGCCAGCAUCCCGCCCAUGCCGGUGGCGCCGCAUUUGAGGCCCACGGCCACUUUCGAGGAGAAGCUGGACAUGGCGGAGGAGGGUGGGCCAGACUUUACUGAGAACCUGGAGGACUUCGAGAGAUCCGAGGACUUCAAAGACUUCGAGUGCUCGCCUGCCACCUUCGCUCGCGCGCUGGGGCUGGGGGCGGUGCAAGAAGCCAACUCCCGGCUGGCCGACCACAACGCCUGGCUGGGCGGCCUGCAGCAGAGUGCCGAGGUGCUCGAGGCAGAGACGGUGGCCAGGCUGGAGGCCUUGUCGCAGGAUGUGGUUCUGCUGGCGCAGCGAGCCCCAGAAAACGCGGGCCACGUGCACCUGGGCCCAGAGCUCGCCAGGUCUUUGCUGUCCCUGGUGUCUCGGUGCCUGGAGCGCUUGGAGUUCAAGCCCCUGAAGGCAGCCCUCCAAGCCCUGACCACGUGCCUCAUCUCGGCCACGGCAGCGGCUCAGGUGCUGAAGGGCCGCAGCCUGGACGUGAUCAUCGCCAUCCUGAAAGAUGCGGAGUGGGGGCAGCAAAGCUUGAAGCUGGCCGCGCUGCAGGCCCUUCUGCAGCUGUGCUCACAUGUGGCGGGCAUGGAAGCAUUCCUGGGCUGGGCAGAUACAAGCACGCCGACAGCAUAUGAGGUGGUUCUCUCGCUGACCUUGGACGGGAUGCAGCCCAAAUUGGAGAUGGUGGCUUUGGCCUUGCUCCGCAGGGCGGCGCUUUAUGAAGCCCUGGCCCGGUGCGAUGACUACUGCUCCAAGCUGGAAGGGCUCGAGACAGAGGCGCCGCAGGAGAGACUUCACAGGCUUGCCGCUGAGGCGCUAGAGGAUACCGCCACGCACCUCGAAUCCCUCAGCCAACCUAUCAUGGUGCGAGACGUGCAGAGCUCCUGCGUGCUGCUCGGUGAUGAUAUCCUCAAUAGCCCCGGUGAUGAUUCCAGCCGGCUGCCAGCAAUCAUCUUCGGCGGAGGCGGGACUGGACCAGUGGCGAACGACCCUUUCUCACAGGGGCAAUGCCAUUUGCAUGGAUUUCUGGAGUCCUUUUUGACUGGGCGCCGCCUUCUUUCGGGCCUUUGCACGCUGAUGCGGAGGUUACCCCGCAUGCCGCCAGAGGAUCGGCUCAUGGUUUUCCGGCCCUUCCAGCGAUUAAUCUGCACGUUGCUCUCCUGCACGGGCGGUCCUCAGUUUUUGGCCGCGGAUAAUGCGACAAUCACUUCCUUGCUGAGCAUCCUGGAGGGCGGCCCGAACGGGAGCCUGCCAGCGGUGCCUCGCUUCCCGGCAGCUUUGGUUCGCGACGUGGGCGCGCCGCAGCUGGCUGCCCUGCUGGGUCUCCACAUGCGCGCGCUAAGGCUUUCGCUCCACUUGGUGGCAUCUACCAGGUCAAAGGGUCGUGGCGGCCUGUUGCCGGAAGAGCAUGCUUUCCCGGUCCUGGCUGCCCUGCACCGGCUUUGCAUGAAGGGGUCCGCCGGCCGCUGCGCGGUGGUCUAUGCCUUCAGGUCUAUUUUCUUCGCCGAGUGGCUCAUGCGGCAGAUCGAGGGCAGAUUGGAUGAGGCGCCCAAUGGCAGUGGCAGGCUCAGUCGGCCAGUCCCCCCCUCGCUUCGGCACCUGGUGGCCAUUCUGCACGCGCUGGUCCUGUCUGAUCCCUCGGGUGCGGCCGCUGAGAAGUUCGGUGCUCGCAUCCUGGCGUUGGCCCAGAAGGCCAUUCGGCUGCUGGAGCCUGGGGAGCUCCCAACCCAGGCUGCCAGCCUCCUGGAGUUUGCGCUGGACAGCGAGGGGGCAGAGGGCGGCCUGGGAAAGGCGGUGAGGAUGGGGCGCCACAGUGCGGACCUCGAGUGCCUGAAAAACCUCAAGGAGCUGGCUGCACAACUUCGGCCCUGGGAGGAUGACUCCAGCGGCAGCAUGGCCAGCAACGCCAAGCUGAUGGCCAGCCUGGUGUUGACCAAAGGCCCCAGGGCCUUGAAAAGAUCCGACGAGGAAAGAGGCAGCCGGAGGAUGAAGCUUGUGCUUGGAGGCCAUAGCGGCGCCUCAAAUGGAGUUGAGGUCCCGGAAGUGGACUUCAAGGCAGAGUCUGCGGCAGGGGAGGACCUGGCAGACGACCACGAACGCUACCCAAGUGAUGACCUGACGGAACUGCCCCUGCUGGCCACUCGUGUCAUUUGCCGUCGAGCAGCUGCUGGACCAAAGGAUGCCCUGGAGCUUGCUGUGCCGCAGGAGGCAGACGGCGCCUCAAAGGACGGGUUGGCUCACUUGGUCCCAUGGCUCAUUCGCUGCGCUGGCGCUUUGAGCCUGAAUCUGGAGGCGGCCAUCCUUCGUGAGGACAAGAAGCCCAUUGCCAGUAUCUAUGCCACCCGCCGCGCGCACCUGCAGUUGCUGGAAACAGCUCUCCAGACCUGUGCGCAUUUUCUGUGUGCCUUGCGGGAGGCUGGGCUUGCCCAGUACCGCCACACCGAGCUGUGCCAAACGGUCCUGCUCCUGGUGCAGCGUCUCACCUCUGGACUAUCCGGCUUGGCCCCACGAGGGUCUUUCAACAGCGAUCCAGAGUUCAGGCUGCUGUGGCGGCACUGCAUUGUGUGGGUCUGCCGCGUGUUCCGCCUUUGGUUCCAGGCAUUCCCACAAGCAGCCGGUGGUCAGCUUUUGCUACCCCUACUGCGGCAUGCACGGGUCUUGCCCUCGCAUUUUGCAGGGGACCUGCUGCUUUUGGCCACAUGCGGCACCUUGAAGCCUGUACUCCCUGCGGCCUACCACUUCAGCAUUCAAUUCACUCAGACACCCGCAGGGGAUGGGCUUCAUUCACAUGCCGUUUUGCUUCCCACCGGCACUCGCACUGGCAACCAUGGUGUGGUGACCUUGCGCCUGCAAAACAAUGGUCAAGGAGGAUAUGGGCAGUUCUGGGCCACCGACUCAGAGGUGCAAGACUGGGAAGAGGGCGCCGCCCUGCCGGAGGCGAGGGAUCCACUUGUCCGUGCCUUGGCGCAGGACAGGGAAAGUGGAGCAGCACAGGCGUUGGGCCUGGUGGAGCUUGUGAACUCGCGCCGGGAGCGGCUAUGCCUGGACGACAUCGGGGAGCUGCUGGCUGUGGUGUCGGAGAGUGCGCUCACCUCCGAUGCCCUGCUCCACAUGUGCACCGCCAAGGUCAUGGAGAAGCUCACCGCUGCUGGUCUGCCAGUUCUUCUGCUGAUCCGGCGCUUGUUUGAAGCCGCCCUGAACGGCGUGGUGAUGGAAACGGAGGAGGACAACGGCAACAUCAGCGGGGGCGCGGCACGGGACUCUAGAGAUGCCCGGGCGGUGUCGCGGCUCCUGCUUUUGUUGGCGCACUUCGGGGCCAUGAGCACUUCCGCCCGCCUGGCGCUGACGGAGCACUCAGUGGAAACCUUGUGCCAAUCGGUGUUGGCGCACUCCCCGGCCACCUCAUUGCCACCUAUGGCCUUCUCACAGGCCAUCCGCCUGCUGGGUCUCAUGUUCGCAUCUCCGUCCUCCCACUCCGUGCCCAAGUGCCGCAUGGUGGCGAAAGCGGUGAACCUCUUGAUCAACAAAGCGGAGUCGGCCAGUGCGUCCACCAUGGCCGCAUCCCUGGAGCUGCUGUCGGCACUCUGUGCUCCCCAGUGGCUGUGCCUGAACUUGCUCUUCAGCAGUUCGGCAGAGAAUGUGGAGGAGGAGACUGUGCAGGUGUCGGUGAGCAGCGCCUUCAAGCUGACCUGUCAGCAUCGCCUGGCCUCGGAGCUGGGCGCUACGGCCAUCUCAGCGGCCGAGGACGAGGAGGGCUUGGAGGAACUGGGCGCCUGGCUGCGUGCAGCAGAGCUCAUGGCCUCGCUGCAGCGGAUGGUGGCGGCCCAUUGCCCCAGCGCCACCGUCUUCUUCGAGGUGGUGCUGAGCGGCGGUUCCGCAAGCCGGCUCAUGGAAGAGAUCGAGCAGGCGCUGCAGAAGGUGCCCAGCCUGGCGAAUGGGAUGAUCCCGGAGCAAGUGGCCAGGAUAGAGCAGGAGAUCAAGGAUGCGCGCAGGGAGCUCCUAGCGAAACCCGCAGAUCCCCUGCCCUCUUCUUUGCCCACCAAGAUCUUUGUGCCGCCCCUUCGCGGCAAGAGUAUUUCAGAGGCGAAGGACGAGAGAUGUCGAGAUGCCAUGGAGGAGAGCGAGCGCGCAGUGGGGGAAGCCGUUGCGUUGCUGGAUGCGGCGGCUGACCUGGAGGCCAACUCUGAGUGGGCUGACGUGGUCGAAUUGGACUCUGCCGAGGCGCCAGGCGAGGACACCAAAAUGGAUUGGGAGUUCGAUGCCGCCGCGCUGAGGAAGCGGAGACAGGACUUCCUGGAGAAGUUUGAGUCAGACAGGAAGGCCAAACGCCUGAAGCAGCAGCAAGAGAAGCGAGAGGCUCAGGUUGCAGAGCGCGCCCCAGCCCCGGGUGCUGGGGCGACGCCUGCGGCGUCUGCGCCGCGGGAUGCGCCAAAAGAGAAGGAGGGUGAGAAGGUCACAAAAGCGAGCGCCUCUGGUUCAGCGAACCCUGCAGAAGGCUUGCAAGCUUUCCUGAAGGACCACCCAGAGUUCAUGCGGGUUCUACAAAACCCCAAGAAGUGUCUUGCGGAUCCGAGGGUAAAAUCAAUGUUUGUCGCGGAACUCCAGAACUAUCCGGCAGUGAAGACGUUUUUGGCAUCCAAAGGGCUGCAGCUGUCAUGACCGCUGCGUAUG